AACUCUUUUUAUUUAUCAGGUUUCCUUUCAUCAGUCAGGCCGACACAUGUACCUGUUGUGAGAUUCUGUUUUCUUAAAGCUGCUCUGAGAGGCAUGUCUGAACAAGUGCAGGGACAGUCUAUCCAAAGAAGCACCCUGAAGGUCAUGUCUUCAGGAUAAAAGCCUGUUCAUUUCCUGGUCUGUGGAGAGCAGAAGAAGGCUCCUGCUGUUCAGCACAAAGCUUCCAGGCCUCCUGAGGCUCGUUUGAGUCUCCCCCGCAGGCCUUGUAUAGCGCCUCAGUCCAGUCCCCGACGAUGCGGAUGUGGGCAGUGAAGUAGUCCUCCUCAGGGGCCGAGGUCAGCGUGAACGGGUGCCACUCCAGCCUGGAGACGGACGGACACUGGAUGAAGACGUACUGACCCACCUCCAUGUGGAAGCCCUUCCUCUUCAUCUGCAGCUCCAGAGUCUUGGAGGGGUGCAUCACCACCUGAGGGACAGCCGUGGAAAACAAGGCCGAUGAAGAAGAUGACAAAGAGGUGGUGGGUGUACCAGAACACCUCGAAGUACGACCUGCGGAUGAUCUCCAUGGAUGAAGUGAUGAUGAGGAUGAGAGCCAGCGUGAUGGCAACGCCCGUUAGCCCAGCAAUGGUAGUGAACAUGACGAUGAUUCCCCCUCCAGGCGCAGGGGAGUCGACAGGAGGCUGGUUAAGUUCUGAGACUGGUGGCCCGAAUCCAGCUGGUGUUUGGCUCAUGACGUGGGACCAGGUGGAGGAAAAUCUCCUUACAGGCAGGGAGGAGGGGUAGAAAUAUUCAGCGGCGGCAGUGAACGCAGCACUCCUCUGUCAGCCCCACGAGCGCGCAGCAGCUGCUCCACCGGCUCCGCGCGCAGCACACCGACAACACCGGCUGCUUCGUCCGGAUAUCGGCCGGUCCAUGGUCCUGGUCCUGGUCUGGGUCUGGUUCUGAGUGGUCCCUCUGCAGGAGGCUUUAAAGAGGCAGCAGGAGGAUCUCCAAGCGGUUUAUUUACUUUGGAGGUGGACAGAAGGCGGCAGGAUGCUGUGGCUGCUCCUCUCUCUGCUUCCCCUGCUGAGCUGCAGCAGGAUCGUCACACAGGACGCCGCUUUCAAAGACGAACACAGCCAUGUUGAUGUUGCCGUAACAACAAGGCCUCUCAUCUAUUACUGCCGCUCGCCCAACAUGGAGGACUUCAGCUGCUGGUGGCAUCCGCUCGACAACCUGACAGACGGAGAGCAGGUCACAUACGUUCUCAGCUACUCCAAAGAUAAAGGACCCAAACAUGAGUGUCCAGACUACGUGACCUCCGGCCCAAACAGCUGCCACUUCGACAGCAGCCACACAUCUAUAUGGAAGAUCUACUGCAUGAACGUGACCGCCAUCACCGCCCACAGGAACUACACCUCUCAGGAGCACUGCCUGGACGUGGCAGAGAUCGUGCAGACGGAAGCUCCUGUGAACCUGACCUACAUGCUGAAGGACGCCGGCGGGGAUGAGAUGGGACACAACGCGCUGCUGUCCUGGACGUACCCGGUGCCCUCUGACCUGAAGUACGGCUGGAUCACGCUGGUGUACGAGCUGCAGUACAGACGAGUGACCGAGCCCGACAACUGGAAGGUGAAGCACCCCCUCAGAGAGCCCCAUGUGGAGCUGCUUGGUCUCCCAGUCGGAGACUACGUGGUCCGAGUACGCUGCCGCUCACACAACUACGGCCUGUGGAGCAAAUGGAGCUCCACGCUGCUGAUGAGCAUCCCCACCAGGCCGCCUGCAGGUAAACUCCUGGUGAGGAUUCUGGUGUCAGGGGUUGGUGUCGUGGCUCUGCUGGGGAUCGCUUUUGGUAUCAUCCCUCAGAGCAGGAGAAUAAAAGACUACUUCCUGCCACCCAUUCCAAAGCCGAGGAUCGUUGGCAUCGACCCGCUGCUGCUGAAGAAGGGGAACUUGGAUGAAAUCAACCGGCACUUCAGUAACUUCCACAGCUACCAACCUCCGAGCUAUACGGAGGAGGUUUGGAACCAGGUGAGCGCUGACGACGUCUAUCUCACCACACCGAGGGACCGCUACAUCCCUGCUGCCCCCACCGACAGAGAGAAGGAUGCCCUGAUGGUCCUGAGUGACCUGACGCCUGUAUCUACCCGUCAUCCAUUCACAACUCCAAACCCAACCUCAUACUUCCAGAGCCUGUCGCCCUACUGCUCCUCCCCCCCAGAAGCCUUCGCCCCAGCACUGGACCUCCCCUCCCCGUGGCCUCGGCCCGAGAUUGUGUCUCUGCCUGGGACAGAGUACAGCGUGAUGGGACACCCCGGCCUCCCCAAUGUUUUCACAGCUUCUGACACCACUGCCGUCUCCACCAACCGCUCCCCGCAGGAUUUCUACACCUGUGUCCAGCUCAUGAACGACAGCGGCCAGGUCCACCUGGUGCCCUGUCUGCCGCCAGCAUACUGUCAAGAGUUCCCUUCCUUCCCGAGGGUCGACUCAGACUCAGAGGAGAAGAAGAAGAAGCUGGCAGACUACCAGGCCAGGGCGAAUAUGGUGAACCGGCAGAGAGAUGGCGGCGAGACUGAGAGGAGCGAGGCGGCAGACCCUCUGCUGCCUGUUUCUGUGGAUAACAGGGGCUAAACAGAGGAUCUGAAAAGACACAGAUACUGUGAAAACUGUUGAAACAUGGAGACUGUGUCCAUGUUCAGGAGAGAAUCUGCUGUGAAGACCGGCUCCUGUCUCGUUCACUUCUUACGAGAGGACCUGGUGAACCUUGAAACACCCAAACGUGACAGACUCAACAGAGCAUGGUUUCAAAGGGUUCACUCACAGACAGGAAGUCUCUUUGGACCUUCUAUGGUCACCUGCUCAGAGACAUUUAUACUUGGGGACCAGGCAGGUUGAUUUUAAAGCUGAGGUAUGUAACAUUUGAUGUAAAAGGCCAAAUAUGAUAGAUGUAAUAACAGGUGAGUUAUAUCUUACCGUACUUUUAAAGCUGGGACCGCUUUGACCCGUUCAGGAGCGUAAAGGAGUCAGGAGUCCAACAUGUAGGAACUGCUCCAGGAGACUGCUUCACCGGCUGCCUGGUCAGAGGCAGUCCACUAACAGUUGUUGUUUUUGUCCCUUACAGGCUCCGGUUGUUCUUAAAGAGUGACAACAUUAGAGAAGGGUUUCCUGCAGAGAGAGAGCUUUAUGUUGACGAUGUGUUCCUCUCUUCAAAGCCACCGGACUCUAUUCAGAAGAACAACUUUUUACCUCACACAACACAGGAGCUGCUGGUCUACCCGGGCCUUGAUUAGUCCAUUUCUCUGUGCACUGGGAUACAACACUAUCUGGGUAAAACACAAGAGCACAAACAGACUAACAGGACAGCUGAUUGAUCCUUCAAUCAUUUCAUUCCUGUAUUUGUCAGUGGAGUCUGGAGUGUUCCUGGUUCCAGUAAAUCCUCCUCCUCUUCCUCAUAAAGCUCUCUCUCUCUCUCUGUGGGGAUCCUCUCUGUAAUGUUUCAGACUCUUAGAAUAACAACCUGAGCCUGCCAGGGACAAAAACAACAACUGUUAGUGGAUGCAUUUGUCAUCAGAGAUGAUGUUGCAGCCAUUACUACACCUCCAAAGCGUUCUGUCCCUAUAAGUCAUUGACACCACAGGAUCAAACUUUGACCGAGCGCUCCAUCCCGGUGUUUGUUUUGAGAAAGGAGAGAUCAGCAUCUUGUUGUUAUUUAGCCCUUUCUUUGUGUGUUUCAAUGUGUUUUAAUAUUUAACAUAUUAGCCUUACCUCUUCCUAGUUUAAGUGUUUUUACAACAGUCAAUAAGCUUCUUUAAUUUCCCUCCCACUUUAAAAACAGUUCAGGAUUAUAAAGCAAACGUCUUUAAAUCACCAAAUCUCAGCUAGCUCUCACUUUCAGGGUAUUCCAUUAUUGAACAUGCUAUGGUGCUUACAUGUGCCAACUCGUCAAGAGAAUAUUUGAUUACCCUGAACAUGAGUGGAAUACUAAUCAGCAUGUGAAGGCCAUGUGUAUAUAAUCUAUGCUUUCUCUCUCACUCUGCAGUAUUUAGAGGACUGUUCUGCACAAAUUAAAUUCAUAGGACAAUAUUUAUAUUCUAAAAACAGCACUUAUUUAAAGAGAUCAACGAGAAGAACUCAAAUGUACGGUGGCCCUGAGAGCUCACAGCACCGCAAAUUAAGAAAACAUCUUCAUCAAUUUGUGCAGCAUUUAGAAAACACGCUGCGUGUCCAGACAUGUG
Messenger RNA from Notolabrus celidotus (New Zealand spotty), 4214 nucleotides. Its product is annotated as prolactin receptor-like. NCBI's taxonomy places the organism in Eukaryota, Metazoa, Chordata, Actinopteri, Labriformes, Labridae. Gene Ontology annotation, cellular component: external side of plasma membrane. Gene Ontology annotation, molecular function: protein binding; cytokine receptor activity. The transcript has 13 exons. The record is from RefSeq and is a predicted model, not a curated record. The coding region runs from base 1033 to 2610 and encodes 525 amino acids. Gene Ontology annotation, biological process: cytokine-mediated signaling pathway.